GAAAAGCCUCUGUCUCAUUGGCUGUAAUACUGCUACACCGACGCAGGUGCCCUCGGUUCCCCAAUCAGCUCACGCCGGCGGCUCUGCUGAUGCUCGGCGCACUGCUGGGCAGGAGUCCAUGCGCUCUGGCUGGUGGUAAUUUAUCGGACAAUAAACAGUAGUGUAUAUAAACUGAGACGAGCAGGUUAGGAAACGGUUUACUGUGGGACAAUACAAAUACAAGCGUGAAAAACGGAGAAGCUCACUGAUGGCGACUCGCAGCAGGCCGGGCAGUAAGAAGUGUGCUGUGAUCGGGGGCUCUGGCUUCCUCGGCCAGCAUCUAGUGGAGAAGCUCCUGGAGAAGGGAUAUGCUGUGAAUGUGUUCGACAUCCGCCAGGGCUUCAACAAUGACCGCGUCACCUUCUUCCUGGGGGACCUCUGCUGCAAAGAGGAUCUUGUCCCAGCACUGGAGGGGGUGACUGUUGUGUUCCACUGUGCUUCUCCUGCUCCAUCCAGCAACAACAAAGAGCUGUUCUACAGAGUGAACUACACAGGAACCAAGGCAGUCAUCCAGGCCUGCAAAGAGGCUGGAGUUCAGAAAGUGGUUCUGACGAGCAGUGCCAGCGUUGUGUUUGAAGGCACUGAUGUGAAGGAUGGCACUGAAGACUUGCCCUAUGCCAAGAAGCCUAUUGAUUACUAUACAGAGACCAAAAUCCUGCAGGAGAAGGAGGUCCUGGGUGCAAAUAACCCUGAUGAGAAUUUCCUGACAGUUGCAAUUCGUCCCCAUGGGAUUUUCGGACCAAGAGACCCCCAGCUGGUUCCGAUUCUGGUAGAGACUGCCCGAAAGGGGAAGAUGAAAUUCAUCAUUGGUGACGGGAAAAACCUGGUGGAUUUUACCUAUGUUGAAAAUGUGGUACAUGGUCACAUCCUGGCAGCCGAGAGCCUUCACAAAAAUUCACCAGUCUGUGGAAAAGCCUACCACAUCACGAACGACGAGCCCGUGCCGUUCUGGGAGUUCCUGUCCCGAGUGCUGGUGGGCCUGGACUAUGAGCCCCCGCGCUACCGCCUGCCUUACCUACUCGUAUACUACCUGGCUCUGCUGCUCUCCCUGCUGGCCCUGCUGCUGAAGCCCUUCAUUGCCUUCCAACCCACCUUCACCCCCAUGCGAGUCGCUCUGGCCGGCACUCACCACUACUACAGCUGCAAGAGAGCUAAAGAGGACAUGGGCUACAGGCCCCUGGUCAGCCUGGACCAGGCUAUUGAGAGAACAGUGCAGAGCUACCCCCAGCUGCGCCGGGCUGAGUAACAGGAGAGCAGGGGCUAGUACACGGUCUAGUGCCCCAAAUUACCAGUGAGGUGUAUGUAAGGACCGAGGAGUGUGUUUUGUGAAGAUGUCCUCCUUCCAGUGUCCUUGGGGAAUAAUGUUCAAUCUGUUUGCACAAUGGUUUGACUACAUUCCCCUGUAAUAUCAAUGCUUUUGUGUCAGAAUGUUAAACAAGAGUAAUAAAAAGAUAGAACCUUUACUUUAAUCUCACACAGUAGGUUUAAUGCACUGAGGAAGUGUACUGGUUUGUUUAUUUUGAACUUUUUAUAAGGCUUAAUCUAGUGAAGCUGAUUAUGGUAAUGUGGUAAUUUCUACCUAUCUGAAGCAGGAUCCCAGGAGAUGGGGCAGGCACAUAUAGCUGUUGUAAAUGUCUACGUGCAUGCUACACAAUGAACACGUAUGAGGCUUGGUGUGUGCACACCUAGCAACAUGGUGAAUUCAUAACACAGGGAAAAAGGAAACAUGCAGCUGAUAUAAAUUCAACUAUUUUGGGACCCGUUGGAUAACAUAACUUAGGCUGGUCAUGCUAUCCAUAAAUGAUCUUAACUACACCCAAGUUCCUAAGUUGUUUCUUACUAGUUGUGUACCAGUUACAUUCUAUUUAAUACAUAUUGAUGUAAUGUGUUUUAAACCGUUCAAAAUGAGUGUGAAACUUUAGUUAGGGAAGGUGAGAAAUUACUGUUCAAAUAGGAGAAUGAAAAGGUAAAAUUUGGCUGAGAUUUAUUUAUUUUUAACAAAGUAUCUCCACAGAGACAGUUGUUGAAUGGCAAUCGCUUUCACUUUUUCUUUCUGUCGUUUUCGCUGUUUAAUUUUGUCAGCUUGGUUAUUCUUUUAAUUAAGACUGUCAAGAGUUGCUGAAUGAUACACAACAGCUUACUUGUGCUCCUAACUGUUUACUAUGGUACUAUUGCAAAUUAAGCCUUACUAAUUGGAAUAAAAGAGAAAUCCAUUAUA
Acipenser ruthenus (sterlet) is the source of this 2257-nucleotide messenger RNA. Its product is annotated as sterol-4-alpha-carboxylate 3-dehydrogenase, decarboxylating-like. Gene Ontology annotation, biological process: steroid biosynthetic process. Gene Ontology annotation, molecular function: 3-beta-hydroxy-Delta5-steroid dehydrogenase (NAD+) activity. Bases 248 to 1285 code for a protein of 345 amino acids. NCBI's taxonomy places the organism in Eukaryota, Metazoa, Chordata, Actinopteri, Acipenseriformes, Acipenseridae. The transcript has 8 exons. The record is from RefSeq and is a predicted model, not a curated record.